AUGUUGCCUCACCUCCUCGCCUGGCUGGAGAGCUGCAGCCGCGAGAAGCGCGCGCUUCUGCAGCACGCCGUGAUGCAGGGGCACCCGGACUGCCUAGACCAGGUCCUCAUCGUGGCCCAGGGCUGCGAGCCCGGCCGCCACCACGUGGCGUGGGCGGCAGGACGCCGCGACCCGCACGCGGAGGAAGUGCUGCAGGCGGUGCUGCGGCUGGUCAACCCGCACCCCGUACAUUGGGCCAGGUAUUCCUGGUCGGGCGCAUUCAACUGGCUAGAAGCAUCACAGCUCGACGCGCCGGGCUUCUGGUCCGAGGCGCUGAAAGCGGCGAGCGCCUCCGGCGGCGCCAGCAAGGGCGUGCUGCGCGCGCUGGGCGAGCGCGUGGCCCCGCUGGGCGCGCUGUGGCGGCUGCUGUACGCGGCCGUGGCAGGGCCCCUGGCGGACCCGCCGCCGCUUGGGCCGGGUAUCGAGGGCGCCCGCGCGAGGCGGCGCGAUGCUGAGCGGGCGAAGCUUGCGCCGCCUCCUGACGUGUACUUUGAGCGCGUGGUGGGGCUUGUGGAGGAGUUGGUGUUGGAGCAGAGGCAGCGGGCGGAGCAGCGGCGGGGGCGACGUGCUGCAGGACAGGAGCAGCAGCGGAAGGCGGAGGAGCAGGACCAGCAGCACCAGCUGCACCAGCAGCAGCCAGACGCUCCGCAGCUGCCAGGGCGGCAGCCAGCCGGCGGCGGCGGCGAAGGCGCGCGCCCCACCAGCGUGCGGCUGCUGGAGUGCGUGUUUGCGGCGCUCGCGACCGGCCACACGGGCCGCGCUGAGACCCUGCUGGCGCUCGCAGGCCGCUGCUGCGUUGAUUGGCGCACGUUGCCCGACCCUGACUGCUCUGCCCGCGGGCCUGUCCUCCGGGACGCUCCUCCACGCCCCUCGCCGCCCGUCCGCUGCGCCGGCCGGCUGCUGCGCGCCGGGGAGUGGCGCGAGUGGCCGUUAAACAGCGUGCUGUGGGCGGUCGACAGCGGCUGGCUGCCGCCGCAGGCCCUGGCGCUCCUGCCGUUUUUGCUCGACUUCACCCCUGGCGGCUGGGGCCCCGGCCUGGCCCUGGCCGGCAGCCGGCGCGUGGUGGAGCUGUCAGAGCCGCUGCUGCCGGCGGUGCGCCUGUGGGUGCUCGCCAAGUCACUACUGCUCUGGGCGGCGCGGCAGCCGUGCGGGGCCGGCGGCCCCGCGCCGGGGCGCGACGGCGGGCUCGGCGGCGGUGCAAGCGGCUGCCGCGGCUCUGAAGACGGGGACCGCGACACGGAUUUGGGCCUGUUUGAGCUGGUCGAGCUGCUUGAAGACGCGGGGCACGCAUCACACAUGCAGAGGGUCUACUUGUUCAGCGAGUGGCAGUCGCAGCACCCCCUGCGCGGCUUCUACCAGCAGGCGCACCAGAUGGCCGAGGCGUUUAAGCUGUGGGUGCGGUGCCACCCGCUGCGCGGCGUGCCCGGCGAGGCGGGCGGCGGCGGCGGCGCUGGUGGCGGCUGGAGGGAUGAGGAAAGCUGCGGGGUGCCCGGCAGCGGCUGCGUUUCCCGAGAGCAUUGGGAGCUGCUGCUUGCUGCGGUGGCGCGCCGCGACGUCAAAACGCUGGCCUUGCUGUCGGACAUCGGGAAGCCGUUCGACAACUCUGCCUCCACCGCGGCGGCCGCCAACGCGCUCGCUGCCGCGGCCGCGGCGGGCGCGCUCGGGCUGCUGCCGGCGCUGCUGGGCCCGCUGGUAGCCGCCGCCGAGGCCGAGCGCGCCAGCGGCGACGAGCUCGGCUGCAUGCAAACCUCGCUGCUGUGCGCGAUCCAGCACGCGCGGCCGCUGACGGCAGCGCGGGAUGACGCGCCGAUCGGAGAGGUGGUCGAUGCUGCGCUCCUGCUGCUGCGCGCCGCGGAGCACGCGGGCGGCGCGGAGGGCGAGCGCGUGCUGGCGCUCAACUGGCUGGGGCCCGAGGCGCCACUCCCCCCCGCGUUCCCGCCGUCCGCGCACUUGGGGCUGCGCGCCCCGGCGGGCGCCGGCGGCGUCGUCGCGGCGCGCGUCAAGGCGCUGCUGCUGCGGAUGUGGCGCGACAGGCUGGAGGCCGGCGAGGGCGGGCCGCCGCCGCCGCCGCCGUUUGGCGCGAGGUGGGCGCGCCAGGCGACGUUCAAGCUGGUGGCCAACGCGGGCGGCGGCGGGGACCCGGACCUGAUGUUUGCGGCGGUGCAGUGGGCGCAGAUGCUGAACGAGUGGCGCGCGGCGGGGGCGGGCAGGGCCGGCGGGGGCGACACGGACGGCGAGGACGAUGCGGAGGGCGUGGACGGCGCAUAG
Molecule: messenger RNA, 2307 nt
Organism: Monoraphidium neglectum
Lineage: Eukaryota; Viridiplantae; Chlorophyta; Chlorophyceae; Sphaeropleales; Selenastraceae
Exons: 4
Coding region: 1-2307 (768 amino acids)
Source: RefSeq, a predicted model, not a curated record